This is a messenger RNA of Microbotryum saponariae, 660 nucleotides long. The record is from the annotation of a GenBank genome assembly. Lineage: Eukaryota; Fungi; Basidiomycota; Microbotryomycetes; Microbotryales; Microbotryaceae.
AUGUUUAUUAUCAGUCUGGGGCGACUCGUGCUCAGCAGCAUCAAAUUCAGCAUGAAUCUCCUGAAGGAGCUUUGUCGGGCGCACCACGUGGAAGGAUACUCCAGGAGGAAUCCGCUUGCGAAAGAGCUAUUCCUACAAGCGCUCCUUUGGUCGUGCGAUCCCAACUGUAAUGCUUGUUCAAAUGGGUAUGUUUUGAGAAGGCAACAAGCGGCGAGUCCCGUGACUCCGCCCCCAUUGCUUCCCCGAGCACAGAGCAGUGGCAUACGCAUCAAAACCUGUUGACGUGCUCCAAACCGAACUGAACGAGGAAGCCCAGAAGAAUCGCGAGAACGUCUCGGCGACUACCUCUAAACAAAGGAUGCACAGACGUCCACCGCUGGGUCCCGAACCCGAACAAGAAGUACCCGGUAAAGUGACAUCGCAUUUUGCCGCAGCAUCCGAUCAGUUCGAGACCGAGAACCGUUCUGAAUGGAAUGAUUACUCAUCGACGCUCGUUCCCGUCUCUUCUGCUGCCUGGUGUGUUCCGAGAGAGUCUUCGGGCAUAACGUACGAUGGGUGCCUGAAGACGACAUCAAGCGUGAGGAAUCAGGGAUUUGGAAGGUAACCAACUCUACACUACGGACGGACCUCCGACCCCCGACUUACGAGUUUUCAGCUUGA